This is a messenger RNA of Aaosphaeria arxii CBS 175.79, 1686 nucleotides long. RefSeq lists its product as uncharacterized. NCBI's taxonomy places the organism in Eukaryota, Fungi, Ascomycota, Dothideomycetes, Pleosporales. The coding region runs from base 1 to 1686 and encodes 561 amino acids. The record is from RefSeq and is a predicted model, not a curated record. The transcript has 5 exons.
AUGAACCGGUCUGUAGCAGUACCGAGUCCAUCAAGCUCAAGAGAAGGUCCUCGCAGGUCCACUACUAAUGCGUUCCUCCUCCAUUCUGAUUGUGUCCAAAUAUUACACAACAUUUCGAACACCAUUCCGAUGCGUGCCAUAUGGAUAUUUUGCCGCUGCAUCCAGCCAAAAUUUCUCUCCUGUAAACCUGGCUACUCCACGCGAUGGAUGGCCGGAGCCCUGGACGACAGUUCAACGCGAGAACUUCUUCCAAAGUCCGUUUCAAUGACCCUCAACUACGUCUCAGAACUUCCCGUCGAACUUCAAAUUAUCAUCCUCGAGCUUUCUGGGCCGGGCACAUUCAUAGCGAUGCUCUCGGUCGUUUUGGGCGUUCUCCCCGUGUUGCUGUCAAAGCAGCUCUAUGAAUUUUGCUUGCGUGAUACAGAGCUCGACUGUUCCCAAGCAAUCUACGCGGAAUAUAUCACUCUUCGGGGGCAGACGUACAUAUCUAACCUCAGCAACAAGCAUGACCAUGGUAUGUCCAAGGUACCUACACAAGCGGCGCCUAGAAUACUCGCAAUGUCAAUGGACAGUUUCGGCAUCCGCAGAGUAUCCCGUGUACAGGAGGCUCGCGAUUCCAGGCUGCUUGGAGACUUGUGGUAUCGAUUUGAGAUACUACCUCAGAAAUCUGGUAGCAUGAUCACUCUGAGACGCAAUCCAUUGGUGAUUGACGACGUUAUACUUGAUCGUCACAACCACCGCAGGUUUCUUUGGGAUUCUCCAAUGAAGCCUGAAAUCAUACCGCACCAAUGGUAUGAUCCAUCGCCCGAGAAUUCGGACUGCUAUGGAUUCAAACGUGUUUCUUUGAACGGCAGUGUGAGUGGGAUCGCCGUCUCAUGUGGUCAAGGGACGAAUAUGAGUUUCCACGCCAUUCGCGAGGGACAGAGAGAUGCAUCGAUCCACGUCAAGACCGAAGUGGCAGCGAAGCAACCUUUGACUUGGAUCUAUUUCCCUCUUGCCGAAGGGGAGACAAUUUGCGGUGUUUGGGUCAUGACCAACUAUGGAGGGUUGGCGAAUGUUUGUGUUUACACAACCCUCGGCCGAUCGCGCAUAUUUGCAAGUUUCAAAGAGCCAUGGUACCGCUGCGGCGACCGCUACCAAUGCAUCAAUUCGGGCGCGGACGGGAGCAUCACGGCCCUCUACUACGACAGCCUCCGUUUGCGAUCGGAGCGCAGCCUUCGGGUCGGCGUUGUGAGUUCACAUGACGACGUCUUCGACGUCCCGGAAAAUCCUCCCUGGGCGGAUUGUCCCAUCCCGGAAGUGUGUCUGCAGACCGACCCGGAAUGGUUCCAUUCGCAGGCUUCGCUCCGAGAUGUCGUUUCGGCGGAAACCUGCGAAGACGGGUUGACGGGCGUCUGCCUGGGCGUGUUGCUUCGUUAUAGGAAUGGCCGAGAGGAGACUUUGGGCCAAUGGCGCUUCGAUCAGACUGUUGCAACGUUUGAACAUGAUCCCUGCAUACGGUCAAUGUCCUAUCGCAUAGAUCGCAGCAAAGGGAAACCCCGGAUGAGGGCCGUCUCUUUUGGUGCUUGCCUAGCUGACGAGAGCUCCGAGGGCGUGAGCAUUCAGAUGCAAGGCCAUCUUAUAUGGUGGUUCAGCGACUAUGGGGGGGGUUUCGUAGUCCAUUUGUCAGAUACAGGACGGGAUUGA